ACUUGUCCCUGAUCAUUGUGCUGUGAGCAAAGCCAAAAAGCCCAACCCGAGGGGAGUCUCCACUAGCCAGCGGGGCUGUUGGGAUUUGACUGCUGACCCCCAUCCUCACCAGAGAUGGAUCCCAGGACAUCCCUCUACCUUGUGCUCAUCUUCAUUGCCUGGGGUGCCUGCUCCCAGGAGAACUGUCUCUGCGCCCGCGGCUUUUGUGACCAUGGCUGGGUGCAGUAUCAAGACUCCUGCUAUAAGGCUGUGAUGCAACCGACAAAGUGGCACGAAGCUGAGGUGGCAUGUCAAAGCUAUGGCAAGAAUUCCCAUCUGGCCUCCAUCCACAGCGCAGAGGAAAAUGACUUCAUCUUUCACCUGAUGGGCAAGCCGCUGGAUUACACUAAAGGACAGGCCUACUGGAUCGGCGCACACGACACUUUCAAGGAGGGGUCUUUCAUGUGGACGGAUGGUUCCGAAUACAAUUUCCGGACAUUUCCUCCAAGCCAGCCCGAUGGCCUCCCGGGAGAAAACUACCUGGGCUCCUGGAUCCUGCAAAACGGCUUUGUCACCUGGAACGACUAUGGCACCAGCUGGUCCUUCCCGUUUGUUUGCAAAUACAUCCUGCGGAACAGCUGCAGGGACUGCUCCGUGUAACAGGACGUGGUGGAAGACGCGGCCUGUAUCCUGCAGCAGAGGCUGCAUCACCUUCCUGUGCUGUAACUUCACAUCUGGAACCAUUUACUGCUGUGUCCUUAUCCCGUCUUAGGUGUUCUGGGUAGAACUGGGCAACUAACAGGUUUCGGGGUUUGUUGGGAAUUCUGAAUCAUUUGGAGGGCAGGGGAUUCAUUUUAGGACAAACUGAAAUUUUAUUUUAAAAAAUAUUCUGCAAAUGGAGAAGUGGUGGUGAUGGGGAAAUCAUUUUGAGUCCAAUGAACAUUUUGUUUUGAUUGUUACCAUUUUAAAACUCUGUUUUUAAUCAAACUAAAGGCCAUUUCAAAAGAGAAAGUAGUUUCAGACCAAAGACACCAAACGUUUCGAUUUGUUCUGGGUUGGUUUUUAGUUUUGACCGAUACACUUUAGUGAAGCCAAAACAAUCACCAAAUGGUUCAGUUUCACCAAACCUGCCUUUUUCACCGGAAAAGGGGCUGGUCUGAAAAGUGUCACUCGACUGUAUUCCCGCUCAGUCCCUGCUGGCGGGCUCCUGCUGGGAUCCACUUUCCAAUGGGACCCCGCAGCAGGCCGGAGGCCAGGGGAACAAAGGUCACAGUCUCUUUGGACACCGGAGCCACCCAGCUGUACACUGCGCUCUCACUGGCAUGGCAUCACUCAGCGAUUCUGCUCAUGCAAAUCUGCUUAGCGAGCUCCCUGCUCUGAUCCCUGCUUGUCUUUCUCCCUCCUGCUUUAUACAUGUACUUGGGCAUUCCUACUAAUGUUCUGUGCCAAAACAAAAUGCUCAAUAAAAAAGCUGCACGCCCAGGGAACGAACGUAGUAGUCA
Mauremys reevesii (Reeves's turtle) is the source of this 1481-nucleotide messenger RNA. Its product is annotated as regenerating islet-derived protein 4-like. The transcript is spliced from 6 exons. The coding region runs from base 115 to 639 and encodes 174 amino acids. Gene Ontology annotation, molecular function: signaling receptor activity. The record is from RefSeq and is a predicted model, not a curated record. Lineage: Eukaryota; Metazoa; Chordata; Testudines; Geoemydidae.